Molecule: messenger RNA, 507 nt
Organism: Sitophilus oryzae (rice weevil)
Lineage: Eukaryota; Metazoa; Arthropoda; Insecta; Coleoptera; Curculionidae
Exons: 5
Coding region: 1-507 (168 amino acids)
Source: RefSeq, a predicted model, not a curated record
AUGCCAUCAGAUAAGCACAAUAAAAUUACGGUAUACAACGGGACAAUUGGUGUUAGAAGUCAACAAGUAGUACUAAUUGCAAAUAAUAUAUUAUGGCGGACAUCAAAAAGCUUUAAAUGGAAUGAAGCAGAAAAAGACUCAGAAAGUCCAUUUAGAACUCUGUACUUAAUAGUUGUUAGAGUGGAUGCAGUCCUUCAUCAAUGUGAGCUGAACAAAUUGAUGGUAAUGGACAUUUUGACAGCUGCUGUCACAACUCAACGAACAAGUUGCAGCUUUGAAGGAAAAUUUUUGAUUGGAUACAGAAAAAUGUCAGUCGUUUCAGGAUGUAAAGUUAAUAGAACCAGGGUUGGGCUCGAUAUUUGUUGCCUUUUAAUAAUGAUAUCUCUGCAUUUUCUUAACAAUGGAUGUCCCCAACAGUUGCUCCUACUUCCUCACUUUCCUCUUUCACUCGACAUAAAGCAGACUCAAUACUCCUCAAUGCCUCACCAAGGUUCGUUAGCUUCAUGA